Molecule: messenger RNA, 663 nt
Organism: Meloidogyne enterolobii
Lineage: Eukaryota; Metazoa; Nematoda; Chromadorea; Rhabditida; Meloidogynidae
Source: the annotation of a GenBank genome assembly
AUGAUUUCGGCUCAAACUUCUAAUGGUGUAGGAAGUACAAAUACAAAUUAUAAUUAUGAACAUCAAGAAGCUACAAUAAUAGCAACACAACAACAAAGGAGAAAGCCUGAUUUGAUUAGGCUUGAACGUUCCCUUACUGGAGUUAGCGGUCAUUCAAUGCCUCAUUCUUCAGAUUCUUCAAUUUCGCAAUCUUGUUCAGAUGAAGAAGAGGAGGAAGAUGAGGAAGAAGAAAAUUGUCAAAAUUUUCAAAAAAUAGAAAAUUUGAAUAAAAAUCCUCCAGACGCCCGUAGUCGUUUUUCUGCAAAUAAAGCACUUUUUCAAAGAAUGGAAAAACAGGCAGAAAGUUUGUUUAAUAAAGAAAAACAACAACAAAAUAAUCGCCUUUUACCUUGUUUUUAUUCUCCACGUUUACAACGUUCUUCUUCAGCAAGUUUAGGUUUUAAUACAUCAACAACAACAACCCCAAAUAAACAACAACACCCACCUUUAAUACCUCCAAAACCUUUAAUUGAAAAUACAAAUAACAACCAAAAAUAUCCUAUACCCGGCAGCCCUUUAACCCAACUUGCGCGCAAUUUUAGCCAAUUUGCCUCUGAUGUUGAGAGAAUUGCUAGUGAAUCUAGAAUUGUUGCAAAUGAAGGAGGGGAUAGUAAAACGAAGUAA